AACAGCAGACACUGUGCAUUCACUUGGCUCUGCACUUGCUUGGUGAUACGUCACAACAGUUGCGCUUCAGCCGAGAAAUCGAGGCAACUAUGGAUGAAGCAGUGUCGAGACUAGUGUUUUACGUGAACGGUAGCAAGGUGGUGGAGGACACGGCGCAACCUGAAUGGACCCUCCUGUUCUACCUGCGCAAUCAGUUACGACUGACUGGAACGAAGCUUGGCUGCGGUGAAGGAGGAUGUGGAGCCUGCACUGUCAUGAUCUCUCGUUACGACCGAACAACCGAAACGAUUAUGCACUACGCUGUCAACGCUUGCUUGACCCCGAUAUGCGCCGUGCACGGCUUGGCUGUCACCACGGUGGAAGGUAUCGGCCAACCAGGCGAUGUGGAAGGCCAGCGAAAACAACACAAGAGGCGCCUGCAUGCCGUCCAAGAACGUCUAGCCAAAGCUCAUGGUUCUCAGUGCGGCUUUUGCACCCCAGGCUUCGUCAUGUCCAUGUAUACGUUGCUCAGGAGUAACAAGACAGAGUUGCCCUCUAUGGCGGAAGUGGAAGAAGGUUUCCAAGGUAACCUCUGUCGCUGUACUGGAUACAGGCCAAUUUUAGAAGGAUGCCGUACUUUAACAAGGGACGGGUGUUGCGGUGGUCAGGCAAACGGCAAUGGCUGCUGCAUGGACCCGAUCAACCAAAGUAAUGGGGAUGUCGUCAAUGGUCAUGCGAAUGGGAACGGUGAAACGAUUCAAAGACCUGUUAGCACAACCCUGACCAAUCCUUCUGCUUUCGAAGAAUCAUACUCUGAAAAGCAAGAGCCCAUCUUCCCGCCGGCUCUUCAGCUUUCGGAUGAAUUGGACAAGCAAUAUUUAGUCAUCAAGGGAGAGCGCGUCACGUGGUACCGACCAGUCAAAUUGGGACAACUGCUUAAGCUGAAAUCCGAGUUUCCUCACGCUAAAGUUGUGGUGGGCAACACCGAAGUGGCUUUGGAAAUGAAAUUCAAACAUUGCGAUUAUCCCGUUCUAAUCAGUCCAGUCAUGAUUACCGAAACGCUGGCUGUGGAACGGACUGAAGAUGCCCUGCUAUUCGGCGGGGCCGUCACUCUGUCGACGUUCAAAGAAAUGCUGGAACAUGAAGUCAAAAAAGAGCCCCAAGAAUCGACGCGAUUCUUUUCAGCUUUGAGUCAAAUGCUUCAUUGGUUUGCGGGUAAACAGAUUCGCAACGUAGCGGCCAUCGCAGGGAAUAUCAUGACGGGCAGCCCCAUUUCGGAUCUGAAUCCGCUCUUCAUGGCAGCCGGAUGCAUGCUUACGUUACAGAGCCAAACAAAAGGCAUCCGCUACGUUAAGAUGGAUCAACAUUUCUUCACUGGCUAUCGGCGUAAUGUUGUCCAGCCAGAUGAAAUCCUGUUGAAAAUUGCUGUUCCACGCACGAAGCCGGACGAGUAUGUUAAUGGAUACAAACAGUCACGUCGCAGAGAGGAUGAUAUAGCCAUCGUUAACGGUGCCUUCCGGGUUCUUUUCCAUCCUGAAUCCAGCAAAAUUCAGGAGAUUUCCAUGGCUUUUGGUGGCAUGGCACCCACUACUGUUAUGGCUAUUGGAACAAUGGAAAAACUGGCUGGUCGUUGCUGGGAAGAAGAUUCUUUAGUGGAAGAUGUUUGCCGCUUUUUGCUGGAAGAUUUGCCGUUGUCGCCUUCCGCACCGGGUGGAAUGAGUUCCUAUCGCCAGUCGCUUUGCCUCAGCUUCUUCUUCAAAUUUCAUCUCUACGUUCUGAGAGAUUUGAUCGCACGGAACAUCGUGACCAGCUUCAUCGCGGAGAAACUGUCUGGCGCUGAACUAGAUAUCGAACGCGGGCGAUUCAAAUCCGCUCAGUUGUUUGAACUGGUGCCUAAAGACCAGCCAGAUUUAGAUCCAGUAGGUCGACCAUUGGCUCACGUAGCAGGGGAGAAACAUGUAACGGGUGAAGCCCUCUACUGCGAUGAUUUACCACCAGUCGCCGGUGAGCUCCACAUGGCCCUCGUCUUGAGCAAUCAGGCCAAUGCAGAGAUCGAUUCGAUUGACCCGUCUGCCGCUUUGGCGCUAGAAGGCGUCCAUGGCUUCUUCUCCGCCAAGGAUAUCGACCCAGGUCGAAAUAUCUUCGGACCCAUUAUCCAUGACGAGGAAGUAUUUGCGUCGGAAAGAGUCACCUGUUGCGGUCAGGUGAUCGCUUGCGUAGUGGCUGACAAUUUAGCGCUGGCCCAGAGGGCCAGCCGUCUCGUUAAAGUAACAUACCGCCCAUCAGCCGGCCCAACCAUUAUCACCAUUCAAGACGCCAUUGACAAUAAUUCUUUCUAUGAAGGUCAUACCCGCCAGAUAAUCAAAGGAAAUGUGGAUGCCGCUCUGCCCAAUACCCAGCACGUCUUGGAAGGAACGUUCCAAAUGGCCGGUCAAGAACAUUUUUACCUGGAAACGCAGGCCGUUUUGGUAGUACCUAAAGGUGAAGACGGAGAAUUGGACGUCACGUGUUCGACACAAAAUCCGUCUGAAGUGCAACAAGUCGUCGCAGAAGUUUUAGGCUUACCGGCCAAUCGCGUCGUCUGCCGAGUUAAACGGAUGGGCGGUGGAUUUGGUGGUAAAGAAACCCGUUCUGCUAUGCUGGCCGCUCCGGCAGCCGUGGCCUCUUUCCGACUUCAAAGGCCUGUUCGCUGCAUGCUGGAUCGUGACGAAGACAUGAUGAUCACUGGAACACGCCAUCCGUUCAUGGCUCGUUACAAAGUCGGAUUUGAUUCAACGGGUAAAAUAACCGCACUAGACGUCCAACUCUUCUCCAACGGAGGUAACACGAUGGAUCUUUCUCGCGGCAUCAUGGAACGCGCCGUCUUCCACAUCGACAACGCCUAUCAAAUCGAUAAUUUACGCUGUCACGGUAUCGUCUGCCGGACGAAUUUACCUUCUAAUACGGCCUUCCGUGGUUUCGGCGGACCGCAAGGAAUGGCCGUUAUCGAAAACGUAAUGACUGACGUAGCCACGUACCUCAACAUGGAUCCUUUGGCUGUACGAUCGCUCAACUUGUACAGAGAGGGCGACGAAACUCAUUACAAUCAACGGCUAGAGUACUGCACGCUGGAUCGCUGCUGGAGUGAAUGCCAGGCGCUAGCUCGCAUGGACCAACGCCGAAAGGAAAUAGACAAUUUCAAUCGAACCCAUCGGUUCAAGAAGCGUGGAAUGGCUCUGAUUCCCACCAAGUUCGGCAUCGCUUUCACGGCGCUCUUUUUGAAUCAAGCCGGAGCUUUAGUGCACGUUUACAAAGACGGAUCGGUGCUGUUGACUCACGGUGGAACGGAAAUGGGUCAAGGAUUGCAUACGAAAAUGCUCCAAGUGGCAAGCCGAUCGCUUAAUAUUCCUGUCGAUUUGAUAUUCAUAUCGGAGACGUCGACAGAUAAAGUCCCUAACACGUCGCCGACCGCAGCCAGCGCUGGAUCAGACCUCAACGGAAUGGCCGUCCUCAAUGCCUGCCAAAUUCUGAUGGAUCGAUUGGCGCCCAUUCGCAAAGCAAAUCCUGAAGGAACUUGGCAACAGUGGAUCCAGGAUGCCUAUUUUCAGAGAAUCAGUCUGUCAACAACAGGCUUUUACAAAACUCCAGACAUUGGUUAUGACUUUGUAACCAACAAAGGAACUCCGUUCCGCUACUUUACCUUCGGUGCGGCUUGCUCCGUUGUCGAAGUGGAUUGUCUGACGGGCAACCACAGAGUAUUGAGGACGGACAUUGUAAUGGAUCUUGGAGAAAGCUUGAACCCAGCCAUUGAUAUAGGCCAAGUCGAAGGUGGAUUCGUUCAAGGGCUAGGCUUGUUCACUCUAGAAGAACCACUUUUCUCACCGAGUAACGGCCAGGUCAUUACUCGCGGACCAUCCAAUUACAAGAUACCGUCAGCUGAUGACAUUCCCGAAGAGUUUAAUGUUUCUCUUUUACGGGGAUGUCCUAAUCCGCACGCUGUUUACUCUUCCAAAGCGGUUGGAGAGCCGCCUUUGUUUCUAGCAUCCAGUGUCUUUUUUGCGAUUAAAGACGCCAUCCACUCGGCUAGGACUGAAGCUGGUAUCACUGGCAAUUUCACUAUAAACUCGCCGGCUACGUCCGAACGCAUCCGCAUGGCCUGCGAAGACGAUCUGAUUCGAAAGGUUUCGAAGCCUGCGUCAGGUGCUUUUCAACCAUGGGCGGCGUCGGUUUAGUUCAUACCUGACCAACGCCACGAUAAACGGCCUAGUACUCGUCCGAUUUAGGCGUCGUGCGUGUCUAACGCAUUGGUUUAUUUGGUAUAGAAUUUAUAUACGCACAACAGCUGUAAAAUCUUUAUAGGUCUAUGCGUUGCUCAAUAAUAGUGCAGUUUAUACGCGAA
This is a messenger RNA of Daphnia magna, 4357 nucleotides long. RefSeq names its product xanthine dehydrogenase (gene ry). Bases 90 to 4190 code for a protein of 1366 amino acids. The transcript has 10 exons. The record is from RefSeq and is a predicted model, not a curated record. Lineage: Eukaryota; Metazoa; Arthropoda; Branchiopoda; Diplostraca; Daphniidae. Gene Ontology annotation, molecular function: iron ion binding; 2 iron, 2 sulfur cluster binding; molybdopterin cofactor binding.